This is a messenger RNA of Acanthamoeba castellanii str. Neff, 762 nucleotides long. RefSeq names its product ribosomal protein l7/l12 cterminal domain containing protein. Bases 1 to 762 code for a protein of 253 amino acids. The transcript has 4 exons. Gene Ontology annotation, biological process: translation. Gene Ontology annotation, molecular function: structural constituent of ribosome. Lineage: Eukaryota; Discosea; Longamoebia; Acanthamoebidae. The record is from RefSeq and is a predicted model, not a curated record. Gene Ontology annotation, cellular component: ribosome.
AUGCGGCGGAGCACUGUGCACGUUUUUCCUCGUCUUGCUCUGCGCCAGGGCCAGCAGACUUCUGCUCUUUGCCUGUUCAGCAAUGGUUCGCGCACCGCCGUGAGCUCUGAGACGAACAUGGCUUCAAUUGCCAGAAAUUACGCUGCCCCGGCGAAGGGAGGCAAGGGUGCUCCGGCCGCUGCCAAGCCCGCCGAAGAUGAGCCCGCUGAGCCCCUCAAGCUCGAGACUGUGACAUUCCCCGAUUUUGGCGAAGACAAGGCCUUCACCGCCGACAUCUCCGAUUUCCCCGCCCCCAAGGACUGGAAGUACGUGUCCGAUUGGAAGGAGUUCGAGUUCUCGCCCCGAGUGCGAAAGAUCGGCGAGGCCCUGUUCCAGCUCAACCAGGUCGAGAUGUUCGAGUUGGUGAAGCUGCUCCAGCUGCGGUUCGACGUGCCCGACAGCGCCCUUAUGGGCGGCGGCGUGGUCGUUCAGGCUGCCGGUGCUGGCGCUCCCGCUGCUGCCGCCGAGCCUGCCGCUGAGGAGCCCAAGGAAGAGAAGAAGGAGAAGAUGAUCUUCGACGUUCAGCUCACCGCUGUCGCUGAAGCCGACAAGUUCAAGGUGCUCAAGGAGAUCCGCGCUCUCAAGCCUGGCAUGAAGCUGCUCGAGUCGAAGGAGAUGGUGGAGAAGCUUCCGUCCAUGCUCAAGCAGAACGUUCCCAAGGAGGAGGCCGAGCAGAUGGUUGCCAAGUUCAAGGAGCUUGGCGGCACCGUGGAGCUCAAGUAA